UUCAACUUAAACCAUAGUGGGCUGCUACUACGAAUGAAACCGUUGUUUGUCAACUCAAAGACCUUUUCCACCUUAAUUAUAACGGUGUGUUCUCCCAUUACACAAAAACAUCUGGGAAGAUAAGACUUGCCUAUCAUUGUGGUGAGAGCUGUUCAUAAAUCCUUGUCACAAACCAGCUCCAUUUUCACGCAAAAUCCAUUUGUUGUAUACCAUGUAGAGAGAAUAGUUGUUCAAAACGAUUGCAGGGGAAAAAAUGCAGUUUGUUGAUCGGAAGAAGAAUAGGUUGUCAGCAAAUCCUCGAGUUACUCUGGCUUCUAUUGAAUCCUUGUCCGUACCACUUGUGCAGGAAGUUGUGUUCUUGGCAGACUACCGAUGCACCAAGUGCCAGCAGAGGGUGGCAGAAGUAAUGUCAAAGAUGAAUGGAGAAACGGAAUCUGUAUUGAUAAGUGUGCUGGAGAAGAAGGUGACUCUAACUUGCAACUUUUCAAAGGGACGAGUAGCUUCAAUCUGCCGGAAUCCCUUCAACAGAUUUACUUUCCUGACGCGGAUGUUCCUCUCUUCUUGCUGCUGAUCAAUAUACGUCCACCUUAGAUACAUUUUAAUAAUUUCUCCAGUUAGUCAUGUUAUGCAUUUGACACGUGUAAUUAAAUGUGCUACAUGGAUAAAUAAAAUAAAAGUUGUUACUCACA
Molecule: messenger RNA, 689 nt
Organism: Nicotiana tabacum (common tobacco)
Lineage: Eukaryota; Viridiplantae; Streptophyta; Magnoliopsida; Solanales; Solanaceae
Source: RefSeq, a predicted model, not a curated record